CCGAACACCGAACCUAGACUCCGCGAUCUUGGGCUUGUCACCAUCGCCGACGACUACCACUACCGCCACCACAUACCGACAGCGACGAUGCCUCCACGGCUACUAUCCCCAUUGCAUCUGACGACAUGCUGUAGCCGAGCCCUGCGACCCUCGACGAACCCCCCGAGCCUCGUCUCCCUCUUCGCCGGCCUGUCCAUCGGCACUACCACGUCCACCAGCUCCAUCACCACCACCACCGCCCGUCGCAAUGCCUCCAUCCUUGCUAGCUUGAGCGACAACAAGGGCGCCUACAAUAAGCGCAUCCGCGUCGGUCGAGGUGCCUCGGCCGGCAAGGGCAAGACAUCCGGAAGAGGUCACAAGGGUCAGGGUCAGCACGGCAAGGUCAAGCCAUGGUUCCAGGGUGGUCAGACGCCUUUGAUCGUGCAAAGGGGAACCAAGGGCUUCGACAACUUGCGCGCCCCCCGCAUGUCCAAGCUGAACCUCGACAAGCUCCAGCAAUGGAUCGACGCCGGCCGUAUCGACCCCACGAAGCAGAUCACCGUCAAGGAGAUCAUCGAGUCAGGCCUCAUCGGCACUGUCAAGGACGGCAUUAAGCUCCUCGGUCGCGGGAAGCAGGACCUGCGCCAACCCAUCGACAUCAUGGUCUCGCGCGCCUCCGCUUCCGCCAUCGACGCGGUCGAGGCCAAUGGCGGCAAGAUCCUCACGAGGUUCUACACCAAGCAGUCCAUUAGGCGCAUCCUGCGCGGCGAGAGCGAGAAUACAGACAAGCCCCUGCCCGUCGGAAAGGAGUACGUCGCCAGCGUCCUUGCCGAGGCGCGCUCAAAGCCCUUCAAAUACCGCCUGCCCGACCCUACGAGCCGUGAGGACAUCGAGUACUACCGCGACCCCGCCCACCGCGGCUAUCUGAGCCACCUUCUCAAGGAGGGCGAGUCGCCCAGUUUGUACUUCAAGGUACCCAUCCCGAGGAAGCGCGUCGUGAAGCCCGGCCGGGCGGCCCUCCAGAAGGCGAAGAAGGCCAGCGCCGAUGAUCUCCUCUGGUAAGCUGAGAAUCACCGACGGAGGAGCAGACGACUCAGGGGGUUCUUGAGGCGGCGGUGGGGAAGAGAGACCAAAGAAAAAGUCACGGCAGGCGAAAAGAAUGUACUAUUACUUCCCGGCGACAUGUAUGUACAGACAUUGUAUACUACCCCAUGCAAAAAGAACGCUGGGGGCUUUUCUCACUCGUCGGUUUCCGUCUGAUAUUGACAGAGGUCCCUCGCCUCGGAACUCGGGCAUGAUUUCAUUUGGAAAGAGAAUUGCCCGGGGGAGACGGGAGAAAGAGUUUAGCUUAACUUUCUUCCUCGUCAUUAAAAUGUUUUGAGAACCGCCCCCUCCCCCUUCUCUCUCUUUUCCUCCCCCACACAUGCCACGGCGCGCACGGGUAGAUCU
Molecule: messenger RNA, 1428 nt
Organism: Colletotrichum destructivum
Lineage: Eukaryota; Fungi; Ascomycota; Sordariomycetes; Glomerellales; Glomerellaceae
Product: Putative large ribosomal subunit protein uL15
Exons: 2
Coding region: 88-1041 (317 amino acids)
Biological process (GO): translation
Cellular component (GO): mitochondrial large ribosomal subunit
Molecular function (GO): structural constituent of ribosome
Source: RefSeq, a predicted model, not a curated record